AUGUUAAAAAUCUUUAAAAGAAAGUAUAUAAUAAAGCAGUUGUUUCAUGAUGUACAAAAUGGCAUAGUUAAAGACGGCCAACAUGUCAAUAAAUUAAAUGGUUAUAUAACAAAUAUUAAUAAAUUGAAAAAUUUUACAUUUGUUGAUAUAAUGGAUGGCACAACAUCGUCUUCUGUAAAACUUGUACUAUCUAAUAAAAAUAAUAAUAUUCAAAAUAUUACCUUAGGAGAUACUAUCCAAUUAAAUAACUGGAAUGUUGUAUUAACACCAAAUAGAACUCAAUUCUUCGAAUUACAAAUGAACUCCCCAAACUCUACUUUCAAUAUUUCACAUUCAAUUGACUUGUCUUUACAAUAUAACGAAAAGAAUAUUAAUUUAUCAACUUUAAGAAAUACACCUUUACACAAAUUCAAAAAUAAUUAUAUGGCCUCAUUACAAAGAUUCAGAUCUCAUUUAGAAUUAACUCUCUUCAAUAUCCUGUCAAAUAAAUUCAAUUUUAUUAAAACUGAUCCACCAAUUAUCACAACAAAUGACACAGAAGGUAAUAAUGAGACUUUUAAACUGACUAGUACAAACUCAGGAAUCUUCCCAUUAAAUGCACCGAAUUCGCUCAAUUUAACUGUAUCUGCACAAUUGCAUUUGGAGAUCCUAGCACAAUCAUUAUCUAACGUUUAUAGUCUAACACCAUGCUUUAGAGCUGAAAGAUCAGACACAGGCAGACAUUUAACUGAAUUUUGGAUGCUAGAAUUGGAGACUACUGAAUAUAAUACGUUAGAUGAAUUAGUCUCUCUAACAAAAAAUUUUAUUAUAUCUACUUUAAAAGAUUUGCUAAAAAAUCAAAAAGUUGUAUUGGAUUGGGAUGAAUUAAUUAAUCAUAAUAAUAGUCAUAAAAACUAUUUACCUCUACCGAUGGAUACAAUGACUACCGACCAAAUUUCGGACAGAUGGGAAAGGAUAGCAAACCCAAAAAACUGGCAUGAGAUUGAUUAUGUCGAUGUAAUAAAAGAACUUGACGGGAAUUCAAAUGCUUUCACCACCAAACCACCAACAUUGGACACAAUAAAUGAGAAUAAUAUCAAUUCAGAACAUGAAAAAUGGGUAUCUUCAACAUUAUUCUCUAAUGGUUUUGUGUUUAUUAAAAAUUAUCCAAAAUCUUUAAAACCAUUCUAUAUGAAAAAUAAUAUAAAUAAUAAGAAGUUACAGACUGUUCAAUGUUUUGAUUUAAUAUUCCCCGAACUUGGAGAAAUUAUUGGUGGUUCUAUGCGUGAGGAUAAUUAUGAAAAGUUGAUACCUAAUGUAUCACAAGAUUUGGACUGGUAUGUCCAAUUAAGACGAUCAGGGUAUCGGACCAGUGGUGGGUUUGGCCUUGGUUUAGAAAGAUUUAUUGCAUAUAUUUUAGGUGUUAAAAGUAUCAAAGACACACUUCCAUUCUAUAGAUCCGCUAAAUCAAAAGUUACAUUAUAA
Molecule: messenger RNA, 1464 nt
Organism: Arxiozyma heterogenica
Lineage: Eukaryota; Fungi; Ascomycota; Saccharomycetes; Saccharomycetales; Saccharomycetaceae
Gene: SLM5
Product: asparagine--tRNA ligase SLM5
Exons: 1
Coding region: 1-1464 (487 amino acids)
Biological process (GO): asparaginyl-tRNA aminoacylation
Cellular component (GO): mitochondrion
Molecular function (GO): asparagine-tRNA ligase activity; ATP binding
Source: RefSeq, a predicted model, not a curated record